Molecule: messenger RNA, 892 nt
Organism: Solanum dulcamara
Lineage: Eukaryota; Viridiplantae; Streptophyta; Magnoliopsida; Solanales; Solanaceae
Product: cyclin-dependent protein kinase inhibitor SMR6-like
Exons: 1
Coding region: 235-546 (103 amino acids)
Biological process (GO): regulation of DNA endoreduplication
Source: RefSeq, a predicted model, not a curated record
UCUCUUAAUAAUAAUUGCUUCAAAGUUCAAUCUCCUCUAACUUUUUUCCCUUUCGUUUUAGCGCCUUUCCCCCCCAAAUUUCUUUCAUUCAAAGUCUUCAAAAAAAAAAGGCCAUUUUUAGUUACUUUGAAAUCCUCUGUUUUUCUGUCUGCUUUGCUUGGACAAAGUUUCAAUCUUUACAGAGCUUAAGAUCUUUUUUUUCACAAUUUGGGGUUGUGGGGUUUUGUUUAAAACAUGGGAUUUUCAAAAAAAAUUAAAGUAGAAGGAAACAAAGAAGAAAACAAGAAAUGGGUAAUUGCUGGAAUUGCGAUUCUUGCUCCUUUGAGAUCAAUUUCAACUAAACCCAGAGAUGAUUCUGAAGAUGAAGAGGAGUUUUCAACAACUCCGACGGCGAGAAGUUCAAGGAUACCGGAAAGACUUCAAUGUCCACCGGCGCCGAUGAAACGCCGGACAAAAUCCAUGUGUCAUUAUAAUAGUGGUAGGGAGUUUUUCAAUCCACCUGACCUUGAAUCUGUAUUUAUACGCCAUGUUGAGAGAGCUAAUUAAGCUAAUAUGUGUAAAAGGGCCAAAAACCAAAAUGGAAUUAAAAAGUGGCCCUUUUUGUUUUUGUUCUGUUUCUUUCUUCUAGUUUUUUUUUUUUUUUUUUGAGUUUAGUAAGUUUUAUUAGGUUAGUUUGUUAGGUUCAAGUUGAUGGUGAUAAUGUAAUAUACAAACUAGAUAUGUUUUUUUUUUCAAAGUAGCUAAUUUAGUUUGUAGUUCUUUUUUUUUUCUUCCAAUGAGAAUAUGAAAAAUCUCAAUUUGCAAGACUCUUUGAUUUCUACUUUUCUUGUUUCUUUGCGAGUGAAACUGGUUCACAUUUUGCACAACUUUUGGCUUUCUAUUUUCCAUUUUU